This is a messenger RNA of Apaloderma vittatum (bar-tailed trogon), 3870 nucleotides long. It is a transcript of the gene LRRC7, whose product is annotated as leucine rich repeat containing 7. Gene Ontology annotation, cellular component: postsynaptic membrane; adherens junction; postsynaptic density. Gene Ontology annotation, biological process: neurotransmitter receptor transport postsynaptic membrane to endosome; neurotransmitter receptor transport, endosome to postsynaptic membrane. The record is from RefSeq and is a predicted model, not a curated record. Gene Ontology annotation, molecular function: protein binding. Lineage: Eukaryota; Metazoa; Chordata; Aves; Trogoniformes; Trogonidae.
GUCAAUGCACAAACUGACUCAACUGGAGAGACUUGAUCUGGGCAAUAAUGAAUUCUCUGAACUGCCUGAGGUUCUCGAACAAAUACAGAAUCUAAAGGAAUUGUGGAUGGACAAUAAUUCUUUGCAAAUACUACCUGGGUCUAUAGGGAAGUUAAAACAGCUCGUGUACCUGGAUGUGUCAAAAAACAGGAUAGAAACUAUUGAUUUGGACAUCUCAGGAUGUGAAGGACUUGAAGAUCUCCUGUUAUCAUCUAAUAUGUUGCAGCAACUGCCAGACUCCAUAGGACUGUUGAAAAGGCUUACAACUUUAAAAGUAGAUGACAAUCAACUUACAAUUCUGCCAAAUGCAAUUGGAAAUUUAUCUUUAUUAGAAGAAUUUGACUGCAGCUGCAAUGAGUUGGAGUCCUUACCGGCUACUAUCGGCUACCUUCAUAACCUGAGGACGUUGGCUGUGGAUGAGAAUUUCCUUCCUGAACUGCCCAGAGAGAUUGGAAGCUGCAAAAAUGUAACAGUGAUGUCUCUGCGCUCUAACAAGCUAGAAUUUCUUCCUGAUGAAAUCGGUCAGAUGCAGAAGCUGAGGGUGUUAAAUCUGAGCGAUAACAGACUGAAGAAUUUGCCAUUCACUUUUACUAAACUUAAAGAACUUGCGGCUUUGUGGCUUUCUGACAACCAGUCCAAGGCUCUCAUUCCGCUGCAAACCGAGGCUCACCCCGAAACAAAGCAGAGAGUGCUGACAAACUAUAUGUUUCCUCAGCAGCCCCGCAGCGAUGAAGAUUUCCAGUCAGACAGUGAUAGUUUUAACCCUACUUUAUGGGAGGAGCAGAGACAGCAACGUAUGACGGUUGCCUUUGAAUUUGAAGAUAAAAAGGAAGAGGAGGAAAAUGCAGGGAAAGUUAAGGUUGAAAUAAAUCUAAAACGUUACCCCACUCCAUACCCGGAGGAUUUAAAGAAUAUGGUAAAAUCAGUUCAAAAUCUGGUGGGCAAAACCAGCCAUGGAGUACGGCCUGAGAACUCGGCACCAACUGCCAACAGCGAACAAACUGUGAAAGACAAGUAUGAGCACAAGUGGCCCAUGGCACCGAAGGAGAUUUCAGUUGAGGUUCAAGAUAGAGAAAAGAAAGAAUUGCAAAAGAGUCGCGUGUCUGACACAGACGACACUCGUAAACCAACUCUGGAAAUCCCAGACAGGAAGGAGAAAGAGGAGCACACAAAAAGCUCAGAGCAAGAUGCCUUUGGACAUCCUGCCAGUGAGAUGAGGCUAGGGGAACUGCGUCCUUCCAUGCCAGAGACUCCGUUGUACCCACCCAAACUUGUUCUGCUGGGUAAAGAUAAGAAAGAAUCGACAGAUGAGUCUGAAGCAGAUAAGAUCCAUUGUCUGAAUAACAGCGUUUCCUCAGGCACUUACUCAGACUAUUCCCCUUCCCAGGCUUCCUCAGGGUCCUCCAACGCGCAUGUUAAAAUGGGGUCCUUGCAGACAACGGCUAAAGAAGCAGUGAAUAACUCUUUGUGGGGCAACAGGCUGGCACAGUCGUUCCCACAGCCCCUUGAAACAAAGCCAUUGCUGAGCCAGCGGGAAUCGGCUCCGGCGGGGAACCUGCCGCCGCGCACCGACAGGCGCCCGCUAAGUGACACCUUCGCCGACAGCUGGAACGACAGCUCGCACUAUGACAACACCGGUUUCGUGGCGGAGGAGAGCUCGGUGGAGAACCCCAACGCCAACCCACUCCUGAGCACGAAAACAAGAAGCACAUCCGCGCACGGGCGCCGGCCAUUGAUAAGGCAAGACAGGAUAGUUGGCAUUCCCCUGGAGCUGGAGCAGCCGACGCUCAGAAACACACAUGAAUCUGAAGUGCCUCCUCCCAAUCCUUGGCAAAAUUGGACCAGAACCCCUAGUCCUUUUGAAGACAGGACAGCUUUUCCCUCCAAACUGGAAAGCACCCCCAACACCAGCCCUUUGCCAGAGCGGAAAGAUCACAUCAAGGAGUCUUCUGAAAUGACGAGCACCUUUGCUCCAGGAAUAGCGUGGGAAUAUCAUGACGCGAACGCCAACCGAAGUCUCACAAACGUCUUUUCCCAUAUCCACUGUCGCCCAGAUCCUUCCAAAAACGUCAUUUCGAUCAGCAAGAGCACGGAACGGCUUUCUCCUAUGAUGAGGGAUUUAAAAACGAACAAAUUUAAGAAGUCGCAAAGUAUCGAUGAGAUAGACAUAGGUACCUACAAAGUGUAUAAUAUCCCCUUAGAAAACUAUGCAUCUGGUAACGAUACUCCGCAGCAGAAGUCGUCUGUCACCAAGAAAGUCUACCAGUUCGACCAAAGCUUCAACCCGCAGGGAGCAGUGGAGGUCACCGCGGAGAAGAGGCUGCCGCCGCCUUUCCAGCUCAACCCUGAAUACAUUCCCCAGCAGAGUAAAAACCUGCCCCAGGAGCUGGUCAGCCCGAGGUCCUACCGCGGGUACCCUCCCGUGGAGCACAUAUUCUCCUUCUCGCAGCCCUCUGUGAACGAGGAGGCGGUGGCCGCCCCCUUUUUUUUUUUUGCUCGGCCGGGCUUCUUGCGGCGGGCGGAUUCCUUGGCCAGCUCCACUGAGAUGUCCAUGUUCAGGAGAGUCAGCGAGCCCCACGAGCUGCCCCCGGGCGACAGGUAUGGCCGGCCCCCGUACCGAGGCGCUGCAGAGCGCCAGGGCAGUAUGUCGGUCUCCGAGUCGCAGUUCCUCAAGAGGAACGGCAGGUAUGAGGACGAGCAUCCUUCCUACCAAGAAGUGAAAGCCCAGACUGGCAGCUUCCCAGUUAAAAACCUGACCCAAAGGAGGCCGUUGUCUGCAAGAAGCUACAGUACAGAGAGUUACGGCACAUCCCAAACGAGGCCGGUUUCAGCGAGGCCUACAAUGGCAGGUCUGCUGGGAAAACCGUCAGACUAUAACUUGGGUAACUAUGGCGACAAGCCUUCCGAUAACAGUGAUAUAAAGACAAGGCCUACCCCUGUGAAGGGAAAUGAGAGCUGUGCUAAAAUGCCCGCUGACUGGAGACAACAGCUACUUAGACAUAUAGAAGCUAGAAGGUUAGACAGGACCCCGUCGCAGCAGAGCAGCGUUCUGGACAACGGGCAGGAGGAGGUGGCCGUUGGCAGCCAGUGGAACCCCUACCCGCUGGGCCGGCGGGACGUGCCCCCCGACACCGUCACCAAGAAGGCAGGUAGCCACAUCCAGACUUUAAUGGGGUCGCAAAGCCUGCAGCACCGCAGCCGCGAGCAGCAGUACGAAGGGAACAUGAACAAAGUCACCAUCCAGCAGUUCCAGCCACCGCUGCCUAUUCAGAUCCCCUCUUCGCAAAGCUCCCGGGCACCUCAGACAGGGCGGUGUUUAAUCCAAACCAAGGGGCAGAGAAGUACGGACGCCUAUCAGGAGCAGUUUUGUGUGAGGAUAGAGAAGAAUCCUGGCCUUGGUUUUAGUAUCAGUGGUGGAAUAAGUGGACAAGGAAAUCCGUUCAAACCUUCUGAUAAGGGUAUCUUUGUUACUAGGGUUCAGCCUGACGGACCAGCCUCCAGCCUGCUCCAGCCUGGCGACAAGAUCCUCCAGGCGAACGGCCACAGUUUUGUACAUAUGGAACACGAGAAAGCGGUGUUACUACUGAAGAGUUUCCAGAAUACAGUAGACCUAGUUAUUCAACGUGAGCUUACUGUCUAAAUAUUUUUUUAUAAAUAGUAAAUAUGUCUAGCCAGAUCUAAUGUUCAGACAGAUUUAUACAUAGGAGACAAAUUUUUGCCAAUUGCUGGACCAAUGGCAAACAGUAGUGCCAAAUGUAUAAUACUCUAUGUUAGUACCAAUCACCUUGGGAAAAAAAAUAUAUUAACUAUAUAAAUAUAUUGUUCAUGUGG